GGAAAAAAAAAAAAAAAAAAAUAGCAUACACUUGUAUUUUCUGAAAGUUUUACCUCUUACACCCUUUGCAUUUACACCCUUUGCAUUUUUAGUUCUCACUUCUAUCAUCUUGUUCUCUGGUUUAUUUUAUACCUCCUUGUUCCCACUCCCCUUGGUGGUUUUGGUGUUUUUUUGUUUUGGGGUUGUUUUUUUUUUUUUUUUUUUUUUUGGUGCUGGAAUGGAAGAGUGGCUACAUAUUCUGUGGUCUUUCGAAGUUAUAUAUCUUGGCUUUUAAUUCAGCAGGUGGUCUCAUAUUGAUUUUUUAGAUGGAAUUUAAUAUUUUGAGUUGCCUUUUUGACCAACAAGAAGGGGGCUUUAUUUCAGAAGUUUGAGUAGUUUGGUUGGAUGGUCUGGGAAAGAGGUCUCUGAAACCCCAACCUGACUCCUGAGAAGCAGAGAAGUUUAGGGCAUCUCCCCUGGGUGUCAGGAGGAGAGUUUAGGCUUGCCUACGUAGCAGUAAGAGAGUAUACUGUUUAGAUCUCCCUCUUUGCCAUCUGCCCCUUCAUUUCAAUUUAGGGCUUCUAGGCCUUUCCUGGGCAUGGUUCCCAGAAAGUUCCUCUGCUGCUGCUACCCUGAUCAGGUUUCUGGAUCUGUUAAUAAUAGACAACAGUGGGGGAAGGGCCAGGAUCAUUAUGGAAAUAGGAGCAACUAAACCAGAUGGACAGUUCCUAUGCACAGGGCCCUGUCUGUCUGCUCCUGUCCUGUGUCUGAGGAGCAUUCUGCAGUGAACAUGUCUUCUAAGCCAUCCUUUGGAGCCACAUUAACCUUGUGAAGGUCUCCAAGUGCCUUUCCCCAAAAUCAGAACACAUGAUCUGGGGUGCUUAUGAGGACACUGAAACAGAAUGUUUGAGAUUCAAACUCUACCAGGAAACCCUGGAGGGGUGAUAAUACCCCUCACGGAACACCCAGAAGGGAAGGAGGUUGGGCCGCAAUUAGGUGAGGCAAAUAGUGACUCAGAGAGGCAAACUGUAUGUAAUCCUGGAAUCCAGAAGGGGAGUGGGGAAGGGGAAGGGGAAGUAUGGAAAAAUAAGGACAGGAUGAUGUUGGAGAAGUGGAAAUGGGAGAGUAAGACGAGCAUGUGACACAGGACCACUAUUAAGUAAAAUAUGAAAUCAGCACAGUUUAAAUCUUGAUGCCUCCUAAUCUUCCUGUUCUCCAUGAAUGGACUUCCGUCUUCUGCCUCUACUCCCUGCAUACUCCUUUUCCUUUACCAAAACCUGCUCGUAGUACAGUAAACUCAACUUAGGUCACGACUCCUCCCUCCUCCCAAAAGUAACCACUAUCCUGACGUUUAUGGUAAUCACUCAGGAUUUUAUUUUAAUGGGACUAACGAUUUAGCUAUAAAUAAUCACUGAUGGUAGACUAUUAGGCAGUUGAGGGAUGUUUGGAGGAGACACAAGAGGCAGCUGGAUCUCAGCACACUCAAAAAUCACACCACUUCAUACAGUUAGUUCCCUCUGUGCCUAUGAUUAAGACACACCUCACCAGAAGACGAUCCCACAGAACUCCAAGUACAGUGCUGUGCCCUAUGCCCUCAGCUCCAUACUGUCAUCCACUGAUCCAGAAAGAACCAUACCCCACAGUCUUCCCAAGGCAGAGCAAAAGUAGGUCCCAGCUCACAGUACUUGGGCGAGUGUAAGGGACUGGCAGUCUCUGCUGCUGACAUGUGAGGCUAGGACAUGGCCUAAACUUCCCUGGGCCUUAGUUUCUCACUGUGAAGUAUGGGGCCAUGAUAAAGCCCUUUACAAUCCCCUAUUCCUCACCUAACUUGGUGCCCUUUCCUCAAUCUUGGUUUCUGUUUCCACUGCCUAUUUAUACACGCUGUAAGAAGCUCAUUACCUUCCUUUCCCAGUUGGGUGUCUUUCCAGCCUUGUGCUCCUCUUUUUGCCCUUGAUCCUCAGACACCAUGAUUCUGCUUCAUUUCUACAUGUACCAUUAUAAAAACACAUAUACGUCCUUGCAUAUUAGAGGUGCUGAACAAAUGGUUGUAGAAUGAAUGAAUAUAUGAAACAAAUUGUUUUCUACAUUCACGUACGCAUUCCUUCAAUAUUUAGCAAGUACCUAAUAUAUACGUAGAUACCAAGCUAUCCCUCUACACAAAUCAUUCCUCUCCUCCUUUUCUCAUCUUCCCCCUUUCCCAUUCUAUCUUUUUUCCUUUCCCUGAGCCAUAGAGUUAGACUGAGUGCCCGGCAAGGCAGGAUGCAGAGACACUUCUGCCAGUGGAAACAGACACCAUGGAAAGGAGCCAGAUGAAAUAAGGGCAAAGACAGCUGUACAACACGCAGAGAGAAACCAACCAGAAUGAAAAGCAGUGAUUCAUGGAGCACUGCAACUCGGAUACUCCUUGGGUUUCACUCUGAGAGCUACUGCAGGACUGAGGUCAGUGAGGGCUGGCAUCAAGAUGAAGGACAGACAGGCUCCUCCUCCCUGGAGAUGUGAUGCCCGUCAAUCCCUCCCCUUAAUCCUCUUCUGCGCACCCCACCCCCACUACUCCCUCACACUGACCAGUGUCCUGGGCCUUUAAGAGUUGGAUGGGCUGGACUGAGGAGAGCGCUCACACCUCUCCCCACCCUACUCUUUCUAUCUGACUGUAAGUCUGCCAGUGACAGCAGCAAACUGCAGCAGAAGAGGGGAGGAAGCCAGAGAGUGCAAGAGAAGCAAAGGAGAAAAGGAGCCCUCCUGGGUUUCCUCGGCCCACAGCAGAAAGCGUCGCAGAUCUCAGACACAGGACUCCUCUCCCGCCCACGGUGACUCUGGCAUCAGCUGGUGAAGCAGUGGGUGAUGGCAUCCCUGCUGCAAGGCCGGCUGCCUGUUAAUCAAGACCUGCUGCUGAUGCAGAAAGGCACGCUGAUGCGCAAGGUGAGGUCCAAAAGCUGGAAGAAGCUAAGAUACUUCAGACUUCAGGACGAUGGCAUGACAGUCUGGCAUGCCCGGCAGGCCGGAGGCAGGGCCAAGCCCAGCUUCUCAAUAUCCGACGUGGACACAGUGCGUGAGGGCCACGAGUCUGAGUUGCUGCGAAACCUGGCAGAGGAGUUCCCCCUGGAGCAGGGCUUCACCAUCGUCUUCCAUGGCCGCCGCUCCAACUUGGACCUGGUGGCCAACAGUGUUGAGGAGGCCCAGAUCUGGAUGCAGGGGCUCCAGCUGUUGGUGGACUUUGUCACCAGCAUGGACCAACAGGAGCGGCUGGACCAAUGGCUGAGUGAUUGGUUCCAGCACGGAGACAAAAACCAGGAUGGUCGGAUGAGUUUCGGAGAAGUCCAGCGGUUACUGCACCUGAUGAACGUGGAAAUGGACCAAGACCAUGCCUUCCAGCUUUUCCAGAGAGCAGAUGCAUCCCAGUCUGGGACUCUGGAGGGAGAAGAAUUUGUAGAGUUUUAUAAGUCAUUGACUCAGCGUCCUGAGGUGCAGGAACUGUUUGAAAAGUUUUCAUCUGAUGGGCAGAAGCUGACACUGCUGGAAUUUGUGGAUUUUCUCCAAGAGGAGCAGAAAGAAGGAGAACGGGCUUCUGACCUUGCUCUAGAACUCAUCGACUGCUAUGAGCCUUCAGAUAGCGGCAAACUGCGGCAUGUGCUGAGCAUGGAUGGCUUCCUCAGCUACCUCUACUCAAAGGACGGAGACAUCUUCAAUCCGACCUGCCUCCCCAUCUACCAGGAUAUGACUCAGCCCCUGAACCAGUACUACAUCAGCAGUUCCCACAACACCUACCUAGUGGGAGACCAGCUUUGUGGCCAGAGCAGCGUGGAGGGAUACAUACGGGCCCUGAAGCGAGGAUGCCGCUGCGUGGAGGUGGAUAUAUGGGAUGGACCUAGCGGGGAACCUAUUGUUUACCACGGACACACACUGACCUCUCGCAUCCCGUUCAAAGAUGUUGUGGCCGCCAUUGGACAGUAUGCCUUCCAGACAUCAGACUAUCCAGUCAUCUUGUCCCUGGAGAACCACUGCAGCUGGGAACAGCAGGAGAUCAUAGCACGCCAUCUGACAGAGAUCCUGGGAAAUCAGCUACUGAGCACCACCUUGGAUGGGCAGCUUCCCACUCAGCUGCCCUCCCCUGAGGAGCUUCGGAGGAAGAUCCUUGUGAAGGGAAAGAAGUUAAAAACGCUUGAGGAGGAUCUUGAGGAAGAGGAGGAGGAGCCAGAGUCUGAACUGGAGGAGGCUGAGCUGCAGCUGGAGGCCCAGAUGGAGUCUGAGCCCCAGGAGUUGAGCCCUCGCAGUAAGGACAAAAAGAAGAAAUCCAAGCCCAUCUUAUGUCCAUCCCUCUCUGCCCUGGUCGUCUACUUGAAGGCUGUCACGUUCUACAGCUUCACUCAUUCGAGGGAGCACUACCGCUUCUAUGAAACGUCAUCUUUCUCUGAAGCCAAGGCCAAGAGCCUCAUCAAGGAGGCUGGCAAUGAGUUUGUGCUGCACAAUACCUGGCAGUUAAGCCGCGUAUAUCCCAGUGGCCUGAGGACAGAUUCAUCCAACUACAACCCCCAGGAGUUCUGGAAUGCAGGCUGCCAGAUGGUGGCUCUGAAUAUGCAGACUGCGGGGCUUGAGAUGGACCUGUGUGAUGGGCUCUUCCGUCAGAAUGCUGGCUCCGGCUACGUGCUGAAGCCAGACUUCCUGCGUGACGCCCAGAGUUCCUUCCACCCUGAGAGGCCCAUCAGUCCGUUCAAAGCCCAGACCCUCCUAAUCCAGGUAAUCAGUGGGCAGCAACUCCCCAAAGUGGACAAGACCAAGGAGGAGUCCAUUGUGGAUCCACUGGUAAGAGUGGAGAUCUUUGGCAUCCGCCAAGACACAACCCGGCAAGAGACCAGCUAUGUGGAGAACAAUGGUUUUAAUCCAUACUGGGGGCAGACACUGUGCUUCCGGGUCCUGGUACCUGAACUGGCCCUGCUGCGUUUUGUGGUAAAAGACUAUGACUGGAAAUCCCGAAACGAUUUCAUUGGUCAGUACACCCUGCCUUGGAACUGCAUGCAACAAGGUGAGCCAGUCCUCCCACCCCUGGCCCGCACCCCAGCUCUGGGCUGCCUUCCUAAUACUGUCCCCCGCCCCCCCGCUUUCCAGGUUACCGCCAUAUACACUUGCUCUCCAAGGAUGGCAUCAGCCUCCAUCCAGCCUCCAUCUUCGUGCACAUCUGCACCCGGGAAGGGCUAGAGGGGGUUGAAUCUUAAGGUGGGCACUUCACGGGAAGAGUGGGUACAUCGGCUUUAGACGGUAAGAAAAGCCUGGAAGGAUGCUCCAGAAAGCAAACAGAGGUGGUGAAAACCAAGCUUUGGACUGUGCAUUCCUAGGCACAAAAUUACUUCAUCCUUCCUGACAAGCAAAUCUAGGACCUGAUUUUUCACUUUCUUUCUUUUCCCUUUCUUCGUUUUCACCAGCCUUUGGUAUCAUUCCUGUCCUUACCCUCUGCACACUCUACACUGGAAUUCCUUCCUUCCUUCCUCUUGCUAUAGGUUCAAUACCAUACCCAGAUCUAGGACUACACUUUCACACCAACUCUGGCUCAAAGGCAGAUUGCAACUAGAAAUCCAGAGAAGGGCUUGGGGCAGACAAACCCUCAGAGGCACUAUCUCCUCCACCUCUAACUUCCUCAAAGUCCAGAGCCAAGGGAAUGACAAAUCAAGCCCCAAGGCUCCCCAGGCAAAGGCUGGGGAAGGAGAUCUGACCCCAAGACUGUAUUACGACUGUCAAGAGAACACUACACAGCCCUCAGAGUCUCCACUGGACUGCUGCUCCCUAGCCCCUCUGGUAUAAAUAGAGCUUCUCUCU
Messenger RNA from Delphinapterus leucas (beluga whale), 5787 nucleotides. The record is from RefSeq and is a predicted model, not a curated record. NCBI's taxonomy places the organism in Eukaryota, Metazoa, Chordata, Mammalia, Artiodactyla, Monodontidae.